UCACAAUACUGAAGUCACGGGUCUGAGAGCGCACGAUCAGAGAUGAGAGUCACGUGAGGCUCUAAACUCAACAUUAUGGCUUCUGAACACAACAAAAAAAAUUUCGACUUGUUAUGAAAUUAUUCUGCUUCGAUGGUAUUAGCAAUAGAGUUAAGCAUCCCGGAAGAAUGGGUAUCGGCGUCGUGUUAGCAGCUGUUUCACAGCCCAGUUGCUGACAAGCAACAAACAGUACAGAGGUUCACCAAGGAGUCUGCAAGGGCCACAGUCUGGUUAACUUAUAGAGACAAUGGAGUGGCUUGCACAGGCUUUGGAGAGAGACCUGGGCAUUGACCAGCGACAGACUGGACCAAGUCAGCGUCCCAAUGAACUGGUUGUCCUGGUCCCAACUCGAUGGUUAAUGGCCCUGAGAAACAAAAGAGUUACUCGCUGUGCCAGGUAUGAGUGUCUUGUGGAAGGGGAAAUUUGCACUCUUCUCCAGCGCUCUCAGAUGAAAUUGCCAUCUGGAUGGACACGUGUUUGUAUCCAAGGCCUUAGGAAGCGUAAACUGGGAUACCGAUUAGCCAGGGAGACUGGCUGCUAUGGAGAGGGGCUCUCCCCGGACUGUUUUAUUACUCUGAUGCAAGGAGUAUCUCAGUCCAAUUUCAGAAAUCUUUGGCGUGAAGCUUACAUGAAUCACGUGCAGCCGUAUGCAGAUUCCAUUGAGCAGACAAAUGUAUUAGCUAUAGAUGCUGUUCGCCAAGGCUUGCAGAAGCUGUUUUGCUCCAGCUUUAUCUCUACCGAAAGGAUUUCACCAUCCCUAUCUCCAGCCAAAGAGAAGGAGAAGGAGAGUCCAUUACCAUCUAGCUGCUCAGCUCCCAAACAAAAUACUGAAAGUUUGUGUCCAAAUGUGCUCCCUGCAGAAUGCUUGCUUGAGUCAGAGGAGGUUCUAUAUGUGGUUCUUCCAUACACACAGUACACAGUUCAUGACAUUGUCACCUACAGUCCAGCUAAGCUGGCUAACAGCAAUGCUAAGAUACUGUUCAUUUUAUAUCAACUUCUCAUAGCCAUGCGUGACUGUCAUGCCUCAGGGCUGUUGUGUGGGGAUCUGUCCUUACUUGACAUUGCAGUUGAUGAGCAACUUUGCAGUCGCCUUAAAAUCUCAUUGACACAUUAUGAAAAGUUCGGAGAGUACAGGAGUGCUGUGCCAUGUGAAUUGGGAAGUCAGGUCCUGACAAGUGUAGCGAACGACAAUCAUAACAGUAGUGUUGGUGAAAAUCUCUGCCAAAAUUGUCUGCACGAGCUCAAAUCUCUCGUGCUAGACUGGGUCCAUGGCAGAGUCAGCAACUUUCACUAUUUGAUGGAAUUAAAUCGACUGGCUGGAAGACGUGAGGGAGACCCAAAUUAUCAUCCAGUAUUACCUUGGGUGGUUGAUUUCACUGUGCCAUAUGGAAGGUUUCGUGAUCUCAGAAGGUCGAAAUUUCGUCUGAAUAAGGGUGACAAACAACUGGACUUCACUUAUGAAAUGACCAAAGAGGCCCUAGCAGCUCAUGGCAGUGGUGGAAUCAAUUUUGUAUCAGAUAUUGGUGGCCCUGUUGGACCUGGUGGGUCAGGACAGUCGGAUCAUCUUCAUGUUCCGCAUCAUAUCUCAGAUGUGCUUUCAGAUAUCACCUAUUAUGUCUACAAAGCUAGACGGACACCAAAAUCUAUACUGUGCAGCCAUGUUCGUUCCCAGUGGGAGCCAAAUGAAUAUCCAGCUAGUAUGGAACGUAUUCAGAGUUGGACCCCAGAUGAAUGCAUCCCAGAAUUUUUCACUGAUCCUUCUAUAUUUUGUUCCAUCCACCCAGACAUGCCUGACCUUGAUGUACCUUCAUGGUGUAACUCUUAUGAGGAGUUUAUUACUGUGCAUAGACAAUUGUUAGAGAGUCGCGAAGUGUCUCAGCAGUUGCACCACUGGAUUGACCUAACGUUUGGCUACAAGCUAUUAGGUAAAGAAGCUGUCAAAGCUAAGAAUGUCUGCUUGCACUUGGUUGAUAACCACACACAUCUCACCAGCUAUGGAGUCGUGCAACUUUUCGACCAUCCUCACCCCCCUCGUCUUGCACUUUACCAGUAUUCACCUCCAGAACCUCCUCACUUUGGUCCUGUCAGUGCAACAACAUGGCAGAUUCCACCUCUUGAGACUAUGGUGGAUGGUGUGGAUGGAUUGGUCCCUGAAGCAACAGGAUGUGAAUCCAGUGGCUGGUCAGUUGUAGGCCGGGAUGAAGAACUUGAGCAAGCAAUGGAAGCCCUUGAUCUAAGUGGCUCAACGUCAUCAUCUGCUUCUAUUCCAAUUCCCUGGGUUGGUUCCGCUGGUGGAAAGACUGGUGUGGACAAUGUUUCUCCCUCUCAUGGUUCUUACCCUGGUGAAACAGCAGGAAAUGUCAUAAAUUCCUUGGGAUCAGGCAUUAGAGCAUCCAUGCUUCAGAGAGCAGCGUCUGUAAGUAAAAAGCCAGAGGCAUCUAAUUUGGAAGAUUUCAAGAUAAGCCUUCCAGAUGGAUUCAAACCAUUGCAGCCUUUGGAGGAGUUGGAAAAGCUAAACAACUUUCUGGUAAAGGGGCUAAAUUCUCAAGUCCAACAAACAGUGGACUUAAGACCUGUACCGAAAACUAUUUUGUCAUACACAGACCUUUUCCAGAGGGAUAUGCAAGCCUUGGGUGUACUCAUCUCUGAGAUUUUUUAUUCUUCUAAACUUCGAGGGUUGAGGCCAGGCACAAGUUUGAGCAAUCGUUUUCAAGCAGUGUCAAAGCUAUGUUCUACAAACUUUCGUGAUGUUCCCCUACCACUCCAACAUGCGCUAGAAACACUUUUGCAAGUUCACAAGGAUCUUCAGAGACAUUCACAUUACACCCAGAAGCACUGCCUUCUUUUUAAAUAUGACCCUAUAUAUGAAGGUCUUCCACCACCAAACCCAUGGCAACUGCUUAGUCCCAUUCUUUCCCCACUGCCUUUUCCAGCAUAUUUCCCAUCUCUGCAUAGAUUCAUAUUUUCCUACCAUUCCAAGAUGGAAUCUGUAAACAGUGUUCAGGGUCGUGACGUUGUGUUCAACUUAUGGCAACAGCUUGAGACACUUCUAAAGGGUGAAAUCACUGCAGAGGGACUUGAGAUCCUUUUACCCUUUGUGCUUUCCUUGAUGUUAGAGGAGUCCACUGCAGUAUAUGCUACCUGGUACUUAUUUGAGCCCGUGUCAAGGGUUCUUGGGCCUCGCAAUGCUGCCAAAUAUUUACUAAAGCCUCUGGUAGGGGUAUAUGAGAAUCCCCGAUGCCUCAGAGGCCGCUUCUACCUCUACACAGAUUGCUUUGUGCUACAGCUUAUUAUUAGACUGGGUCUACAGGCCUUUCUUUCCAGCCUUCUUCCACAUGUUCUGCAGGUCAUCACAGGCUUUGAAAGCUGCAGCACAGGUACAGGGUCUGAAUGGCAGGGCCUGAAGGUUUUAAGGGGAGCUGCUGGUGCCUUAGAUGAGGAAGAGGAAGACUUUGAGUGUGAUGAUGGCAGGUCGACCACAGCUACAUCAUCUGGCAAAGUUGGAGGAGGCAGUGGAGGUGGUAGUGCUGGGGUUGGUGUUGUUGGAGACCAAGGACUUGUGGAUUACUCUUCCGGAAUCAGUCUUAAUGACCAGGUUUUUCUAAACGAAGGUGAGGACUUUCAAAAUGGCUUUUAUGUGAAUAAUAGUGCCUCUGGAGCCACAACAGGAGUUGCUUCUAAACAGCAGGGCCAAAGCUCAGCAAACAAAGACCCAGACCAAGAAUCUAUCAGUGUAGGCAAACUGAGUGACAAAAGCAGUGCCAGUGAGGUAUCCACUGGAGACCGAGCAAGUUUAAGGUCUGCCGACAGCAGUCAGGAUCUGAAACAAGCCAGUGAUGGAGAGGAUGGUGGAGAGCUGGAGGAUGAGGAGGAGACAGUGGACGACAGAGAAAUAACAGUACAAAGGGUUCCCAAUCUAGAAAUGACACUUUCAGUCUGCACAGAGGAGUCCGAGGCAACCGUGGCUACUAUGGAAGGAGAUGUCAUGAAUGGAAUGGUGCAUGGAGAUACUGAGAAGAACAUGGAAGAUGAGAAUGAACAUGAUCCAUUAGAGGACUCUGAGGAGAAAGAACACAAGAUAUUGUUAGACACUGUUUGCAAAACUAUCCGAUGGCUGGCUGCAAAACUGGGGCCAACACUGACAUCUCGAUACAUUGCUAGAAACCUGCUCAGACUCCUUACUACAUGUUUUAUAGGACCCGACAAACACCAGUUUGUGCUUUCUGUGAAUGAAGAGAAUAGCCUUGAGAGUGCCGGAAGUGUGUAUGAGAAGAAGCCAGUUGUUGGCGACCAGACUGCACGACCUGUACUUGAGUCUCUUAUAUACAUAGCACAUCUUUAUGGAGAACCUGUUCUGACCUACCAAUAUCUACCAUACAUUGGUUACCUGGUCUCUCCACCAUCAUCUUGUCGCUUGAACACUCGAAAGGAGGCGGGGCUUUUGGGUGCCGUAGUGCUUACUCAGAAGAUUAUAGUGUUUCUGUCAGACACCACUUUAAUGGACAUGCUGAUGAAGAUUAACCGGGAUGUUUUGCUGCCUCUGCUGGAUUUAUUAACUUCAACCAAGAUGGGAUUUCCAAGUGGAGUGCAGACUCGUUCUGCUGUGUGUUUAAAGACUUUAGGUCUUAUGGCACUGAUCUGCCUGCGUAUUGGCCGGGAGAUGGUACAGCAGCACAUGGCAGAGACCCUUUGCAGGUUCUUCCAGGUUUUCUCCUUGCUGCACAGUCUACAGAGUCAGAUGGCAAGUGCUCCACGUAAGGAGGUUGGAGACUGCACAUACCUGAAUGUGUGCUUUCCAGACGGAACAGAAGUUACUUGUGAGCUCGGAGUAUUGGAAGAACUGCAAGCUGUGUUCAAUCCUGAAAUGGCUUAUGCAUCAUACAUUCCAUUCUACUGUCUCAUUGGUGAUGCAGCGAUUCGCAAACUGGUCCCCAACCACGAAUUGGUUUGGAGCCUGGCUCAAUCAUAUCACGAAAGAGCAAGUCCAGGUAGCCCAGAAGCGAACCAGGCUGGAGGUCAGAAAGCAUCUACUGUGGGAUUGUCUCCUAGUGCGGGCCGCCCAAUGGGUCGCAGUCCAUUCCCUGCUCCUUCCUCCACAUCCACACCACUAGGUGGAGACAUUUUGCCAGAGUCUGGCACCUUUGGAAGCCAUCUGGUGGGAAACCGUAUCCAGGUACCUCGGGACACUGAAGCAUGUGGAAGUCCUAACCUGUCCUCCUUAGAAACAUGGGGACGGCCUUACGUCAGUCACGCUCCUCAGACGAAUCUGGCUACCACUGCACUUUCCUCAACUGGACCUUCUUUCUCUCUUUCCUCCUCUUGGGUCCUAGGUCCCACCCCAGAGGACAGCGCACUUAAACAAGACCUUCCACGCAGUAGCCGCUCUCUACAGGGUAACUGGCUUGCGUACUGGCAGUAUGAAAUCGGUCUUAACCAACAGGACUCGCAUUUCCACUUUCACCAGAUCCGUCUUCAGAGUUUCCUGGGCCACUCGGGCACAGCUAAAUGUCUGGCACCACUAGCAGGGGAAGACUACUUCCUUUCUGGGAGUAAAGACAAAACGGUGAAGCUGUGGCCGCUUUAUAACAACGGCGAUGGAACACGAGAGGUCGAAGCUCGGCUUACGUACACGGAUCAUCGCAAAUCCGUGCUUUACGUUGGCCAGCUGGAAGCCUUACAGGAAGUGGUGAGCUGUGAUGGUACUGUGCAUCUCUGGGAUCAAUUCACAGGUAAGAACAUACGUUGCUAUGAAUCUCUGGAUGGGAAAAACCCGAUCACAGCUGUCACGACUAUGCCCGCUCCUCACUGCAGUGUAGUGUUUGCUAGCGCCGACUCUGUGCUCCGUUUCAUAGAUCCACGCAAACCUGGCCUGCAGCAUGAGUUUCGUCUAGCCUGCAGUAACGUGAGUGCAGGGCUCAUCCGCUGCCUGGCCGUCAGCCCUGGGGGACGCACCAUUGCUGCAGGUUUCUCUACCGGAUUCAUAGUACUGCUGGAUGCAAGGACAGGCCUUGUGCUGAGAGGCUGGCAUGCUCAUGAGGGCGAUAUACUGCAAAUGAAAGCAGCAGAGGGAAAUUUACUGAUAAGUUCCUCUUCUGAUCACACAUUGACCGUUUGGAAAGAUGUGGAGCAGAAGCCACUGCACCUGUACAGAACCCCGUCCGACCCCAUCCAUGCGUUUGGUCUUUAUGGUUCUGAAAUUGUGGCUGGCACUGUUGCCAACAAGAUUGGGGUAUACUCUAUUCUGGACAACACGGCCAGCCUGGCAGGAUCCACUAAGCUGAGCACAGAGAACUUUCGUGGUACACUCACAUGUCUGUCUGUACUGCCCACCAAGAGGCUUUUGCUGCUCGGCUCAGAUAACGGUGCCAUCAGGCUGCUGGCUUAAACAAACUUUUAAGACACUGGUAUUGUGUUGAUUUUUCAGAGGAAUAAUUCUCCCUGUGCCACCAUUGGCUCCUUACCCAGAAUGAAACAAUCUUGCCAACCAUGCACAAUGAAACCUGUUUCAGUCAAAGAGAGAGCAAGAGUGAUAUUUCCAUUUUAACUUUGCUAAAAGAGUACUUAAAACCUCACUUUUGUAAGUGACUUAAACUGAAUAUUGCCUAUAAUUCAUACAAUCAAUCAAUUAUUAUUUUUACAAUUUUUAGGGUUUAUGCAUAACCACACUAGCUGCUGUAUGUAAUAAUCAACUGUAAAUAGACUAACAAAUGAGUUGCUCAGGAUCUAAGUGUGAGUCUAUAGUGUAGUGUUUACACUUCCCAUAUUGAGUGAAAUUUACAAAAAACAUCAACACUGUGAGAAUCACAGGUCAUACCAUGUUAAUAUGAUUCGUCAUAUAUGAUUCAAUUCAUCAGUGCUCAGCAACUAUGCAGUGUUCAUGGUAGACAUUUGUAGUGCUCCAUGUUUGGCACCUUUUUCUAUACAAUGCAGUAAAUUUCUACAUCCACAUCCAUGUGUUAUUAAGCAUAGACAGUUUUGAUCAAAAUGUUACCCUGGCCAAGUCCAAUAUGACUUGCUGUACACGGAGUCUGAACUUUAGAUAUGCAAUGGGGACAGUCCAGAAUCCUGUCGGGACCCUCUGACUUCAAAAUGUAUCUACUACUAGAAUAUAUACAGUAUAUAUUUGAAGCUGUAUUAACCUUGAAUAAUGUAGUAAUUCACCACUGUUUGUCUGUCCCUUGUCAAAUGACUUGUUACAUUUUACACACCAAUAUGUUUGUAUAUACAGCACAACACAACAUUAUAUAUGUGUAUAUAUUUAUAUAUCUUUCUUGAGCCUAAUGCUUGUCUAUAACUUAUAUACUUUUAUGCAGCAUUUACUAGAUCAGCUACAGUUGACAUGACCUAGUAAUUAACCAGUUUAAUUUAUUAAAGUUUUCAGACAUUCCAGUUAUAUAAUGUUAGAAUAUAUUGAAAGACUUAUUGGCCACUGCAACACAUUUAUUUAUUUUUCAUUUAAUUCACUACUAAGCUGUCUGUAACCAAGUAAUGGGCAGGCUUGGCUCUUAAUUUGAGUACUCAUAUCAUUACUGUUAAAUUAUUAGUGAUCAGUGAAAACAGAAACCUACAAAUAUUCUGUAAAGUAUCCCUUCACAUUUUGUACCAUUUUUCAAAAUCCAUUUAGUUAAAUUUUACUUGGUGUUUCACAAUUUUGAUAUCCAACAAUAUAUUAUCUGAAAAUAUAUUUUUUGUUAUUGAAAGAUCAUUUAAUAUUGACAGACAUUUGUCUUUGGAACACACAACACAUUAUCUGUAAUAACAUUGGCCAUUGCUUUUUUUGUAUUUCAAUGCAAACAUUUUUUCUUUUUUACUUUUAAAGUGACUUUUCUAUAUACUCACUAAAAUGAACAUUUUCAGUGACUUAAAGAUAUGUGAUCAGAAAUGCUUCUUACUUUUUACACAAUGACAUUUUAAACUAACUAUGAAAGACUAGUUGAUUGGCUGUAUUUGUUGAUGAAAGGUUUAAAUGUUUGUGUUUAGAACCAGGGCACCAUGUUACUCUAAAAGGCCAAAGUCCAUGUGAGUGUUUGCAAUGUAAUGCCUUUCAACAGCUCUCAAUUUUGAAAUUUUGGCAGAUGCCUCCGGACAACCCAAGGCAAUGGUGAAACCAUCACUAGUUUAAGUUUCUGGCAUGUAUGAUCAGCAAUAAAAGUCUAUUUAAUAAAAUCGUAUAAUGACAGUAUUGGCAAUAUUAGGUUGUCAUCUCCUUCUCAUUAAUUCUUGCUUAUCUCAUUUUUUUU
Molecule: messenger RNA, 8279 nt
Organism: Misgurnus anguillicaudatus (oriental weatherfish)
Lineage: Eukaryota; Metazoa; Chordata; Actinopteri; Cypriniformes; Cobitidae
Gene: wdr81
Product: WD repeat domain 81
Biological process (GO): aggrephagy
Cellular component (GO): mitochondrion
Molecular function (GO): phosphatidylinositol 3-kinase regulator activity; protein binding
Source: RefSeq, a predicted model, not a curated record